Molecule: messenger RNA, 4347 nt
Organism: Mastomys coucha (southern multimammate mouse)
Lineage: Eukaryota; Metazoa; Chordata; Mammalia; Rodentia; Muridae
Product: protein FRA10AC1 homolog
Exons: 13
Coding region: 133-969 (278 amino acids)
Biological process (GO): dephosphorylation
Molecular function (GO): phosphatase activity
Source: RefSeq, a predicted model, not a curated record
GGGCGGCGGCGCUGCGUGGCUCCGGAGGACCGGCGCGGAUCUGCAGCGGCUCGCUGAGGCCGUGGGUCGUCGCUGCAGCUCUCAGGACUCUUGGGGCGAACUUGCCAGACAGAGAGGAGCGGAAGGGAAGGGAUGCACGGGCAUGGAGACUAUGACUCUGAUUUUAGUGACGAUGAGCAAGGUGGAAGAUCCAGCAAAAAGAGGAAGAAGACAGUCGAAGAUGAGUUGCUGCUUACAAAACCAUUUCAAAAAGAAAGACAUGGAAAGGUGGCCCAUAAACAAGUUGCCGCAGACUUGCUUGACAGAGAAGAAGCAAGAAAUAGAAGGUUUCAUCUCAUAGCUAUGGAUGCUUAUCAAAGGCACACAAAGUUUGUAAAUGACUAUAUUUUGUACUAUGGUGGCAAAAGAGAGGACUUUAAGCGGUUGGGGGAGAAUGAUAAGACAGAUCUGGAUGUUAUACGAGAAAAUCAUAGAUUCCUAUGGAAUGAGGAGGACGAAGCAGAUAUGACUUGGGAGAAGAGACUUGCAAAGAAAUACUAUGAUAAAUUAUUCAAGGAAUACUGCAUAGCUGAUCUCAGUAGAUACAAAGAAAAUAAGUUUGGAUUUAGGUGGCGAAUAGAAAAAGAAGUAAUUUCAGGAAAAGGCCAGUUUUUUUGUGGAAAUAAAUGUUGUAAUGAAAAGGAAGGCCUGAGGAGCUGGGAAGUCAACUUUGGUUACACUGAGCAUGGUGAAAAAAGAAAUGCCCUUGUUAAAUUAAGACUAUGCCAAGAAUGUUCCUUUAAAUUAAAUUUUCAUCACAGGAGAAAAGAAAUCAAGUCAACAAAAAAAAAGUCAAAAACCAAGACUGAGUGUGAUGAGUCGCCUCGUAAGAAAUCCAGAUCAUCAUCUUCAGAGGAAGUUUCCAAGGGGAACGAUGAAGGGCAUUCAUCCUCAAAUAGGUCAGAAGAUUCUAGAAACAAAUGGGUAUAAACAAGCCAGGCCAGCUUUAUUGAAUUAUUGUCAAAAGAGAAGAUAAACACAAAAAGUCUGUCACACAAAGGAAGUCCUUGAUAACCUGUAGCUCUGUUGCAAUGCCAGCAAAAAGAAAAUGCCAGACGUUAAACAGUCUGUAUUUGCUCUCUGAAUUGAUCAGAUCAAAAGUGAAUACCUGACCAUUUAUUAUGGUUAUUAGAGACAUUCACCAUUCUUCUGUUGAGUGAGUUUUUAGUUAUCAUGUAAUAUCUACAAAAUGCAAGCAUUUGGGAAAACCCAAAGCAUUUAAGCACCAUACAUUAAGGAGAACUUUGAAGGCUGGAGCAGAUCAAACACGGAGCAGUCAAUAUGUUACAAGAACUGAAAGUGUGCCGUGGGAAGAAUGUUGGUGAACUAUGGAUGUUUAGUUUGGAAAACAGUGGAGUAAUAUAAGGAGACGAGCGCGAGGGUGAGGAUGGAAAAUUUGGAGGUGUUUGGAGGCUGUUACUCCAUGGGAGAUAUAUUUUUGGUGAUUGGUUCAUGGAACUUGGGUCAGUAGAUAAAAAGAGCCUGAAAACACAUUUUGUCCUCAGUUUAAGGAAAACUGUUCCUUAGAAUUCUCUGACAAAUAGAAGACCGAUUGGAUGCUACUUGUUAUCAGAAGUGUCACAGUGGCUGGGUUCAUUUUGCAGGCAGAGUUGGAUGAGCAGACCCCCAGAGACCAGUAGAGCAACAGGCUAUGGCUCAGCAGACAGGCUGCUGCUGCCAAGCCUGAUGACCUGAUUCGAUCCUUGGGACUCAUGUGUCCUCUGACCUGCACACAUGCAUUGUAGCAUGUUCACAUUACAUCACACGCAUGAAUGUGGACAGAAGAACUAAUUCUUGCCCAUAAUUAUUGCAGACUUGACAGUGAAGCUGUGAGAGGAUCAUUGUGUAUUGACUGCUCUACCUGUCAUUCCAUAGUGGGUCCUUUCUCACCCCUGGGGCAGGUGGUUGUAGUUCUGUUUAUAGUGACUUUUACCCUCAGGGAAUCAGGAAGGUUUAGACUCAUAGGGUGGAAGGAACUUUAUAGAUCAUUUAGUCUGUUCCUAUAGAUUGGCUUCUCUGAGGUCACCUUUCCAAUGGAUACUCUGUCAAGGGAUUUAUUUGAAGAUGAUUUAACUCCUUAAAAGUAAAAUUGCAUUAUCUGGUACUAGAAAAUUGAUGUACUGGUGGACUGGGGUAAUAGUCCAUGUGGUACAGUGCUUCCAUGAAAGCAAGGGAUAUUGCAUUCAGUCCUCAGAGCCCACUUUAAAAACUAGGCCAAGGUCAGCUCAGUGAGUGAAGGUGCUUGCCACCAAACUUGACAGUUUAAUCCCUGAACCCACAUGGGAGUGAGAUAGAAUUGACUUCCAUAGUUUCUGGUUUAGUCUCCACACUGUGUCCUGCUUGUGCACCCCUGCAUGCACAUAUAUAAAAGUGUUCAAUAAAUGGUCCAGGUUUGGUAGCACACAUUUUCAGUCCUAGGGCUGGGGAGGCAGAGACAGGCAGAUCUCUGGGUCCAUGUCAGGCAGCCUCGCCUGUUUAGUGAGUUCAAGGCCAGUGAAAGACUCCUGUGGACAAUACCCAAGGAACAACACUAGAAGUUGACCUUUGUCCUCCAUGUGUACACACGCGCACUAUUCUUAUGCACACCACACACAUAGACAAAUACACUCAUACAAAGGAAUUAGUGUAGGAAAGCUGACUUGUGGAAAGUAUUCUAGGAGGGAACAGAGUGAACAGAGUCGCUUGCAAUGUAAGACUUUACAAUCAACUGCUUGUUUUUAAAGGCCAUAUAGGUUCUGUUCUCUGACAUCUGGACAGUCAUGCCAUACAGAGAACUUCAUCAGACGUAAUUGGGUUUUCUGUUUCUUCUCAUCUCAGUGAGUGGAAGAUUUUAUUCUUCCUUGUAUUAUCAGUUCAAGACACUGGGAACUUUGGGGAUGGCUGUCACGGAGCAGGCGUCUUCCUCUAAGACUUGAUAGUUUCAUCAUCAUGUGUACAUAGCUCAUUAGACAGCACCCUCCCCUGCUAUUUGUUAAAAUUGGUGCCACAACAGGUUCAGUUAGGAUCAAAGUUCAAGCAUACACAUUGAUUCAAGGAUCAGAGUCCAGCAGGUAAAAGGCUACAACCACUGUGGCCAAUCAAUGCGGCUUUAUUUUUGUUCUGUGCUGAACUGAGGGACGUUCUGUACUGGCAAGCCAAAUCUGAGUUACGUCAGAACGCUAGUGGUAACUCCACAAGGGAAUUACCUCUUACUAUGGCAUUCUUGAUUUAGCAUCUUUUCUUUUAAUCUUAUGGAUGUUGUGUAAGUUUAGGUUCGUAAAGGGCACACUGUGUUAGGAUGAGCACAUCAAGAACUAAGCUUCUGUGUAUGACUUUGAUGUUACAUUUGAGAAAGUAUUUGUCAGACAUUUUAUAAAAAUAAUGUUUAUUACUUUAAUUAGAAAAACUUACUCUGAAAGAGGCCUUCUCAGACACUGUUUGGAAGAAAGGAAACUCUAUAACCUUUCUUCUGGAGGAAAACCUGACCCUGUAACUGGGCUUAGAACACACUGAUGCUGCCUUUGGAAUUUGAUAUUUUAUUUGGAAUAGAUAAGCACCUCAGAUAAACAUGGACAGAGAUGCACACUGUGCAACAAGAAAAACAGCUUGGCUGGAGUGUGUGCCCACUGUGGAGCUCUUGCCAGCAUGUUGAAGACGCUGGGUUUAAUCACCAGACUGCUCCCCCCCCUCGCGCCCAAUGAAAAUAAAAUGGGAAAUAGAGCCUAAAUCCCCACCAAUCAGAAAUUAAUGAUCAGUGAAUCAAAUUCCAUAUAACUUAUUUUGUUUUGUUUUGUUUGUUUGCUUAAAGUUUUCAUGGGGCUAGAUAGAUGGCUCUGUGGGUAAAGCACAUACUGGUCUUAGAGAGGAUCUAAGUUCAGUUCCAAGUAUCUUCAUUGGGAGAUCUGACACCUCAGCCCUCUGCAAACACCUGUACAUACAUAUGCAUCAUUAAAAAUAAAAAUAAAUUCUGGAAAAAAUUCUCAUUAUAAAAACUUUGACACACACACCCAUAUAUAUAUUGUCAAGGAAAACUGUCUAUGUUAUCUCAAAUCCUUUAUAGUUACAAAAUUAUGCACAGUAUAAUCCAAUUAAUUUAUUAAAAAGGUACAUGUUAUACUUUUUUAGAUUUUUUUUAAAGAUUUAUUUAUUUUAUGUAUAUGAGUACACUGUAGCUAAACAGAUGGUUGUGAGCCUUCAUGUGGUUGUUGGGAAUUGAAUUUUGUAGGACCUCUGCUUGCUCCGGUCAACCCUGUUCACUCUAGUCAGCUCCACUUGCUCUGGUCAACUCCACUCGCUCAGGCCCAAAGAUUUAUUUAUUAUUAUACAUAA